AUGGCCAGGGGACGAGGAGGAGCGCGCGGCGUGGCCGGCAGAAUGGCCGUCCUCGGCCUCGCCCUGUUCGUGCUCGCCGCCGCGGCGCAGGUUGCCGCCGCCGGUCACGACUACGGCACGGCGCUGAGCAAGAGCAUCCUCUACUUCGAGGCGCAGCGCUCCGGGCGGCUCCCCGGCGGCCAGCGGAUCGCCUGGCGCGCCAACUCCGGCCUUCUCGACGGCAAGGCCAACGGGGUGGAUCUGGUGGGCGGCUACUACGACGCCGGCGACAACGUCAAGUUCGGCCUGCCGAUGGCGUUCACGGUGACCAUGAUGUCGUGGAGCGUCCUCGAGUACGGCGAGCAGAUGGCGGCGGCCGGCGAGCUGGGCCACGCCCUGGAGGCCGUCAAGUGGGGCACGGACUACUUCGUCAAGGCGCACCCGGAGGCCGAGGUGCUGUACGGAGAGGUCGGCGACGGUGACUCGGACCAUGAUUGCUGGCAGCGGCCGGAGGACAUGACGACGAGCCGGCAGGCGUACCGGCUCGACCCCCAGCACCCCGGGUCCGAGCUCGCCGGGGAAACCGCCGCAGCAAUGGCGGCGGCGUCGCUCGUCUUCCGCAGCUCCAACUCCGGAUACGCCAACCAGCUACUCCAACACUCGAAGCAGUUGUUUGAUUUCGCCGACAAGUACCGGGGCCGGUACGACAGCAGCAUCACCGUCGCGCGCAACUACUAUGCCUCCUCCAGCGGAUACGGGGACGAGCUGCUGUGGGCGGCGGCGUGGCUGUACCAGGCGUCCGGCGACCGGCGGUACCUGAACUACCUGACCAACAACGCCGACGCGCUGGGCGGCACCGGCUGGUCCAUCAACCAGUUCGGCUGGGACGUCAAGUACCCCGGCGUGCAGGUCCUGGCCGCCAUGGUUCUCCUGCGGGGCAAGGCCGGCGGCGGUGCGCACGCCGACGUGCUGCGGCGGUACAAGCAGAAGGCGGACCUCUUCGCGUGCUCCUGCCUCGGCAGGGCCGGCGCCAACAACGUCCGGCGCACACCCGGCGGCAUGAUCUACCACCAGAGCUGGAACAACGUGCAGUUCGUCACCAGCGCGUCGUUCCUGCUGGCGGCGUACGGCGACCACCUCGCCGCGGCGCGGCAGGCGGCGCAGUGCCCGUCCGGGGCGGCGGCGCAGCCGGCGGAGCUCCUCGCGUUCGCCAGGUCGCAGGUGGACUACAUCCUGGGGAGCAACCCGAGGGCGACGAGCUACAUGGUUGGCUACGGCGCGACGUACCCGCGGCAGGCGCACCACCGCGGCGCGUCCAUCGUGUCCAUCAAGGCUGACCCCUCCUUCGUGAGCUGCCAGGCCGGCUACAACAGCUGGUACCACCGCCGGGGCAGCAACCCGAACCUGCUCGUCGGCGCCACCGUCGGCGGGCCGGACGAGUACGACAACUUCGCCGACGAAAGGGACAACUACGAGCAGACGGAAGCCACCACCUACAACAAUGCGCCGCUGAUGGGCGUGCUCGCUCGACUGGCCGCCGGCCAUGGCGGCGGCCGCCGGUUUGGCCACUCGCUCGCCGAUGAGGUUUCUGCAACAUCCAUCAAGAGCGACAACCAAACCUCACUGCCAUCUCCUUCACUUGCUGCUGAACACGCCUCGCCCAUCGAAAUCGAGCAGAACGCGACGGCGUCGUGGACGGAGAGGGACAGGAUGUACCACCGGUACGCGGUGACGGUGACCAACCGGUCCCUCAAGACGGUCCACGAGCUCCACAUCGGCAUCUCCAAGCUCUACGGCAAGGUGUGGGGGGUCGACAAGGCGCGCUACGGCUACGUGCUCCCGAGCUGGCUGCCGUCGCUUCCCGCCGGCAAGAGCGCCGCGUUCGUGUACAUCCAGGCCGCGCCGCCGGCGGACGUCUGGGUCACCGGCUACAAGCUCCUCUAGAACGGCACCCGGAGGCCACGGGAUCGUCACGCCAUGCGACUUAUCAAGUGAUGAACUAGUAGUGUUCGCGUGCGUGUGUGUGAGUGAAGUGUCAAGGUUUGUUAGGUUGGAAGAGGGACAAAGAGUGAUGGGGCUAGUAAUAUUCUCGGUCAUCCUCGUUGUCCCUUCAGCUAGUGUUUGCUUGUGUGGUGAUUGAAAUAGUAAAAGUGUAGAGAUAUGAUUGAGCCAUUAUUAUGCUACUAUACAACUGCAAAAUGUUGGAAACUAUACAUUUGGGGUUCCAAAUAGAUUGGGUAUGGAUA
Molecule: messenger RNA, 2225 nt
Organism: Panicum hallii
Lineage: Eukaryota; Viridiplantae; Streptophyta; Magnoliopsida; Poales; Poaceae
Product: endoglucanase 2-like
Exons: 7
Coding region: 1-1923 (640 amino acids)
Biological process (GO): carbohydrate metabolic process
Molecular function (GO): hydrolase activity, hydrolyzing O-glycosyl compounds; carbohydrate binding
Source: RefSeq, a predicted model, not a curated record